AGUCAUUUAUUAAAUUGAAGCCAAGAAAUCAGAAACAGAGAGGUUCAUCGUUACUAAUCUAAGGAGAACUUCAAACUGUCUUUGGUUUUAGGUCUUAUUCAACACUACCAUUAAAAGAUGACCAAUGAAACUCGAUCACCAUCUGAUGAAACCUAUAGGAACCAAAAUGAGACUCUACUUGAGGAGAACCUACCAUUUGACUUGGGAGGGAUGGAAUUUACUCUGUUGGAAAGAUUUAUACUCAUCUCGUACGUGGUUGUCCUCAUAACAUUCAGUAUUGUUCCCAAUACGUUUGUCAUUUUUGCUGUCAACAAGCAUAAGCCGUUGAAAAUCAUUCCCAAUUACUUCUUGGUGUCCUUGUCUUGUACGGACAUUCUCAUGGCUACUCUAGUUAUGCCUUUGGCUCUUCAGUACAACCUGGACGGCGUAUGGCGACAUGGAGUACUGGCUUGUAAGUUUUGGGCAUUUGGAUCUUACUUUUGCUGCGCCUCCUCCAUCUUUCAUUUAUGUGCCAUCGCCAUUGAUCGCUACCGAGCCAUCACGGACCCUUUGGAAUAUGGAAGCAAACGCACUUGGUCCCAUCUUCUAAUGACUCUGGGAUUCGUUUGGGGCUUGAGCUUCGUUGGGACUUCCCCUCCUUACUUUGGAUGGGGCAUUACUUGGCCCGAUCACUACGACGGGACCAUUCCUUGCACAGUUCCUCAAAGCACGGCCUACGCAAUUUACUCCUCUUUGAUAUGCUUCUACGUCCCCAUGACCAUCAUUGUUGGUAUUUACAUCAACAUUUUCUUAAUUGGACGGAAUCGCUCUCGACAAAAAAUCCGUCGGGCUUUUGAAUUGGUCGAAAUCAACCAACUCUCAAGUGCUAAAAGACACGACACCUCACAAGAACAACAAGAAGUUGAACCAAAUGCAAAGGAUCCCACCUCAACUUGUGAAAAUAUUAAUGAUACUUCCAAGGACGAAACAAUCAAAUCUGGAACGCCCCAAGAGACUGGAACGAUCCUUGGCGAGAAGAGAAUAACACAUCACAUUGAAGGAAGCAAAAACCGUAGGCAAAUACUUCCAAUAGAAUUGAUCAGUGGUUCCACGGUCCCAUGCUCUCGUUGCUCCGGUCUGAUCCCUAAAAGGCAAGGCAAGAUAUGCAAAUCGUGCGCUGCUCCCAAUAAUCUAAUGACUGCGGCUGAAAAUUCCCGAUUGACUAUUUUGAUUCAACGAGAACGGAGAAGUGCUCUCAUAAUGGCCAUCAUCAUCCUUACUUUCAUCACCUGUUGGUUACCAGCCUUCACUCUAUAUUUGGCAAGUGAAAUGAUCGAUGCGUACAUACUUACCAUAAUCAAAUCACAUGUUAUUUGUUUCAUCAUGGCCGUCGUUAAAUAUUUCAUACCUUUGUUGGAGUGCAUACCAUUCUGGAACCAAACACUUUUGACCCUCAUUUUAGGUGUUGGCCUUGAUGCCGCAUUAUCAGCAGUUCAUCAAUCCCAAACUGGUCACCAUGGUUUGGUGGAUGACCUACUCCAAUUCAGCCUGCAAUCCCAUUAUAUACACAAUAUUCAACAGAGAUUUCAAGGACGCUUUCAACAAAUUCAUUAGAAGAAA
Tigriopus californicus is the source of this 1599-nucleotide messenger RNA. Its product is annotated as octopamine receptor-like. Bases 118 to 1593 code for a protein of 491 amino acids. Gene Ontology annotation, biological process: adenylate cyclase-activating adrenergic receptor signaling pathway. Gene Ontology annotation, cellular component: membrane. NCBI's taxonomy places the organism in Eukaryota, Metazoa, Arthropoda, Copepoda, Harpacticoida, Harpacticidae. The record is from RefSeq and is a predicted model, not a curated record. The transcript has 4 exons. Gene Ontology annotation, molecular function: G protein-coupled amine receptor activity.